Messenger RNA from Lolium perenne, 1134 nucleotides. RefSeq names its product F-box protein At3g07870-like. Gene Ontology annotation, molecular function: protein binding. Lineage: Eukaryota; Viridiplantae; Streptophyta; Magnoliopsida; Poales; Poaceae. The record is from RefSeq and is a predicted model, not a curated record.
AUGAAGAAGCUGCAGAUCGGCGUGGUGGCUACGGAGCGGUACUUCUCCACGGACGUGCUGGUGGGCAUCCUGCAGCGGCUGCCGCCGAGCAGCCGGCGCCGGGCACGCCUCGUCUGCCGGCACUGGCGCGAGCUCGUGGACGGUCGCACCACGGAGAUGCGGAGCCGCGCCAAGCUCCUCAUAUGGGACACGCUCACAACCACCGCCUACGUCGUCGACGACAUGUCGGCGAGCCCGAGGAGGAGGCCUCGCCGUCUCUACCGCUGCCAUAAGAGCCUGGUCGGCACGUGCAACGGCCUCCUCUGCCUGUGCGGCGACGAGCGGGCGCCUGGCGGCGGCGCCGUCGUCACGGUCGUCAACCCGUCCACCUGCGAGACGCUAGCCGUACCUCCGCCGCCGCGCCGGUGCCAUGACCGGAACCGGAAGAGAUGGCACGAGCAAUACAGCUUCGCCUACCACCCGAUCACGGGACGGUACAAGGUGGUGCACCUGCCGUGCAGCCUGGACUCCGUAUGCAGCUUCAACGCCGUUCACGUGUUCACGCUGGGGGAGACGGCGUGGCGGGAGGCGCCGGUCGGCCCGGGCGGUGCCAGGUGCAACCUAGCCGCCGGCGUCGUUAGCAUCGACGGCACGACGCAUUGGGUGAGGAUCAUGCCGAGCGGCCUCGCCGUGGAGGUCGUGUCUUUCGACCUCGGCGACGAGCGAGUUUCCGCCGCCGCCGCGCCGCUACCCACGCCGCUGGCUAGGGAUGCGAGCUACCACCUGACGGAGGUGCACGGGAGGCUGGGGUUCGUGCAAGGCGGCCACCGGGCCGACGUGUGGGUUCUGGAGGAGGGGCGGCGGUGGAGCCUCCGGUACAUUCUUGGGCAGCCUGUUCCGCGGCCCCAGUUCACAUACCCUGGCCAGUGCGUCCUGACGGUGCGCGACGAGUCGGCGUUCUCCGCGCACUGGUGGAAAGGCUCACCCAUGUCAUCCGGCCGGAGGCUGCGGCACGACGACGUGAUGCGGGUCGGCUAUCGCGACGAGGGGACGCUGGUCGCCAACAUGAUGGCUCCUCACUGCUCCGAUGAAGGUUACCAGACGUUCGCCUACGUUGAGACCAAAGAGCCGCUCCAUUACUAUGGUUCAAGUUAA